AAGAUUGAGUUGUUGCCGGACUGGAAGCUGUUGUAGAUCAGUGAGCACUGGAUCGUGAUGAUGGGUGAACGUGACUUGGUACAAAUUAGGAUACGGGGCAGCAGAGUUUUGGACAAUCUCAAGUUUAAAGAUUAAGGCUCUAUACAGAGGAGAAAAGAUCGCUAAAACAGACCAAAGACAUAAAGUCACACUGAAGCGACACCGGUAGCCUUGUUCAGGACGGACUUUUCUGGCUUUAGACCAUUUUGCAGUGGAAUAUCGGAAUCUGUCAAAUCUGGGUUUGGAACCAUGAGCUCGGUUGCUGUGCUUACACCGGAGAGCUUUGCUGAGCAUCGCAGCGGCUUAGGAGACCAGGAGACCAGAGGUGGAGUACCUGAGGAUGAAGCUUAUAUCCCCACUUACCUGGAGGCUUUCCCUCCACUCCCUGAGAAGGGAGCGCCGGGGGACAAGUCCGGUGAACCAAUUGGAGCAUGGAGCAAAAUCCGACCAAUCAAAUCCUCUGUAAUCACCCAGGUCUUUCAUGUCCCUCUGGAGGAGCGCAGGUACAAAGACAACAGUCAGUUUGGUGAAGGUGAGGAGGCGAAGGUGUGCCUGGACAUCAUGCAGAAGACGGGAGCCCAUAUUGAGCUCUCUCUGGCCAAAGAUCAGGGCCUGUCCAUCAUGGUGACCGGCAAACUCGACUCUGUCAUGAAAGCAAGGAAGGAAAUCGUGGCUCGGCUUCAGACCCAGGCUUCAGCUACUGUCACCAUCCCAAAAGAACAUCAUCGGUUUGUCAUUGGCAAGAACGGAGAGAAGCUGCAGGAACUAGAAUUGAAGACGGCAACUAAAAUCAACAUCCCCCGCCCCGAUGACUCCAGCAACCAGAUUAAAAUCACAGGGACAAAGGAAGGCAUUGAGAAGUCUCGACACGAGAUCCUGCUUAUCUCUGCAGAACAGGACAAACGGGCUGUCGAGAGGAUAAACCUGGAGAAAGUCUUCCAUCCAUUCAUUGCUGGGGCUUACAACAAAGUGGUCCAGGAGAUCAUGCAGGAGACUGGAGCUCGUAUCAACAUCCCGCCUCCCAGCAUCAACAAGGAUGAGAUCUUCAUCACCGGUGAGAAGGAGCCCGUGGCCCAAGCAGGCACCCGCAUCAGGAAGAUCUAUGAGGAGAAGAAACGGAAAACCACAACGAUAUCGGUCGAGGUGAAGAAAUCUCAGCACAAGUACAUCAUAGGCCCAAAAGGUAACACCCUGCAGGAAAUACUGGACAUGACCGGGGUCUCCGUGGAAAUGCCGUCACUGGAGAGCAGUUCUGAGACCAUCAUUCUCCGAGGGGAACCUGACAAACUUGGCCCAGCUCUGACUCAGGUCUAUGCCAAGGCCAAGAGUGUGAUGGUGGCUGAAGUAACAGCACCGGCUUGGUUGCAUCGCUUUAUCAUCGGCAAGAAGGGACAAAACAUUGGCCGCAUUACCCAGCAGCUGCCCAAGGUUCAUAUCGAGUUCACAGAUGGUGAUGAGAAGAUCACACUGGAGGGCCCAACAGAGGAAGUGGAGAUUGCUCAAACCCAGAUCCAGGACAUCAUCAAUGACCUGCUGACGCGCAUGGACUACACGGAGAUCACAGUCGAGCAGAAAUUCCACCGUCAUCUAAUAGGGAAGAAUGGAGCAAAUAUAAAUCGUAUCAAGGAACAGUACAAAGUGUCAGUGCGCAUCCCACCAGAUAAUGAGAAGAGCCAUCUGAUUCGGAUUGAAGGCGAACCACAGGGCGUGCAACUGGCUAAGAAGGAACUACUCGAGAUGGCGGUCAGGAUGGAAAAUGAACGGACCAAGGACUUGAUCAUUGAGCAACGCUUGCAUCGAUCCAUCAUUGGCCAGAAGGGAGAGAAGAUUAAAGAGGUUCGCGACAAAUUCCCUGAGGUGAUCAUCAACUUCCCGGAUCCUGCACAGAAAAGUGACAUUGUUCAGCUGCGAGGCCCAAAGAACGAGGUGGAGAAGUGUGGCAAGUUCCUUCAGAAAGUCAUCGCUGACUUGAUUGAGAACAGCUACUCUGUCUCCAUCCCCAUCUUCAAGCAGUUCCACAAGAACAUCAUCGGCAAAGGAGGAGCCAACAUCAAAAAGAUCCGUGAAGAAACGAACACAAAGAUUGACCUCCCAACAGAAAACAGCAACUCGGAAGUGAUCCUCAUCACAGGGAAGAAAGCUAACUGUGAGGCUGCCCGAGACCGCAUCCUCUCCAUCCAACGUGAACUGGCGAACAUCAAGGAAGUGGAUGUUUUGAUCCCUGCCAAACUGCACAACUCCCUGAUCGGUGCUAAGGGGCGUUUGGUGCGUUCACUCAUGGAGGAUUGUGGAGGAGUGCACAUCCAUUUCCCCUCUGAAGGCUCGGGCAGCGACAAAGUCACCAUCAGGGGUCCUGUAGAAGAAGUGGAGAAAGCAAGGAAACAGCUGCUUCAGCUGGCUGAGGAGAAGCAAAUUAACAACUGCACUGUAGAGCUGCACGCCAAACCGGAAUACCACAAGUUUCUCAUCGGAAGGGGUGGCGGGAACAUCCGCAGGGUGCGGGACCGCACUGGGGCCCGGAUCAUCUUCCCAGCGGUAGACGAUAGGGACCAAGAGCUGAUCACCAUCGUCGGGAAAGAAGAGGCAAUAAAGCAGGCGCAUAAAGAAUUGGAGAUUCUCAUUAAGAACCUGGACAAUGUCAUUGAAGAUUUGAUGAUCGUGGAUCCCAAGUAUCACCGACACUUUGUGGCACGCAGAGGGCAAGUACUACGCGAGAUUGCGGAGGAGUAUGGAGGAGUGACGGUCAGCUUCCCCCGCACAGGCGUCCAGAGUGACAGAGUGAUGCUCAAAGGGGCAAAGGACUGCGUGGAGGCAGCUAAACGACGCAUCCAGGAGAUCAUCGGAGACCUGGAAGCCCAGGUGACCCUGGAGUGUGUGAUUCCACAGCGGUUCCAUCGAGCAGUCAUGGGGCUGAAGGGCUCCAAGGUACAGCAGAUCACCAGGGACUACGACGUGCAGAUCAAAUUCCCUGAACGGGAUGAGAACCAAGCAGGUCUGGAUCUGCACCCUCAGGAAAAUGGUGACUUGAACUCUGACCUCAGGGAGGUGGAGCAUGCUCCCAGGAAGUGCGACAUCAUCGUCAUCUCAGGCCGGAAGGAGAAGUGUGAGGCGGCUCGCGAGGCACUGCUGGCCCUGGUUCCGGUUACUGUGGAUGUGGAGGUUCCGUUUGAUCUACAUCGAUACAUCAUCGGGCAAAAAGGCAGCGGUAUUCGCAAAAUGAUGGAGGAAUACGAGGUAAACAUCGCGGUGCCCCCUCCGGAGCAGCAAUCCGACAUUAUCAAAAUCACCGGCUUGACAGCGAACCUGGAGCGAGCGCGAGCCGGGAUCCUCGAGCGGGUCAGAGAGCUGCAGGCGGAGCAAGAGGACAGGGCUUUACGGGGUUUCAAGUUGACCAUGUCGGUCGAUCCCAAGUACCAUCCAAAAAUUAUCGGAAGGAAAGGAGCUGUCAUUUCACAGAUUCGGAAGGACCAUGAUGUUAAUAUUCAGUUCCCCGAUAAGGGGGAUGAAAAUCAGGAUAUGAUCACCAUCACGGGCUACGAGAGGAAUGCUGAAUCGGCCAAGGAUGCCAUCAUGAAGAUCGUCGCUGACCUGGAGGAGAUGGUCAGCGAAGACAUCAAUCUGGACCACCGGGUUCACGCCCGCAUCAUCGGGGGCCGGGGGAAGGCCAUCCGUAAGAUCAUGGAGGAAUUCAAGGUCGACAUCCGGUUCCCACCGCCUGGCUCCGACGACCCAAACCGUGUCACGGUGACCGGGCUACCCGAGCACGUUGACAACGCCAUCGACCACCUCCUCAACCUGGAGGAAGAAUAUAUGAUGGCGAUCGUGGAGUCGGAGACCAUGGCGGCGUACAUGAAACCGCCCUCGCGUGUGGAGGAAGAGCCCCGCGGCUCGGCGAGAGGCUUCGUCGUGAGAGACGCUCCAUGGAACGCCCCCGGCAACAAGGCCCCAGACGUGAGCAGCGCGGAGGAAUUCCCAAUGUUUGGAACCGUGGUCGCACCGAGGCAGGCGUCCGCCUGGGGCCCGAAGAAAUUCUAAGGCCUGAGCAGUCAGUAACUUUCCGAGAAAAGCUUCCAGACCAGUUAGAGAAAAAAAAAAAGAUUUUUUUUUUUGUGAAUCUCAGUGUUCUUUUUCUGAAGCUUUGACUUGUCACAGUUUUCUAUAAAAAUUGAAAUGUCCAGAG
This is a messenger RNA of Carcharodon carcharias (great white shark), 4219 nucleotides long. It is a transcript of the gene hdlbpb, whose product is annotated as high density lipoprotein binding protein b. Gene Ontology annotation, molecular function: mRNA binding. The record is from RefSeq and is a predicted model, not a curated record. Gene Ontology annotation, cellular component: nucleus; cytoplasm. The transcript is spliced from 28 exons. Lineage: Eukaryota; Metazoa; Chordata; Chondrichthyes; Lamniformes; Lamnidae. The coding region runs from base 289 to 4074 and encodes 1261 amino acids.